UUCGCCGCAUACUCAAACACCGUAGCCAUGGCCGCUGAGGAGCCCAAGAUUGAAGAAAUCGUCGAUGACGUCGAUGUCGAUGAUGAUGAGGAGGCCCCCGAUCUCGAGGCCGCUGACGGCUCUGCUGCCGCCGGUGGUGAUGAGGGCGAGGAUGGCGAGGAUGGCCCUGGCCAAAGCCGCAGCGAGAAGAAGGCUCGCAAGGCCAUGAGCAAGCUCGGCCUGAAGCCCGUCGAGGGUGUCAGCCGCGUUGCCAUCCGCAAGAGCAAGAACAUUCUGUUCGUGAUCCCCAAGCCCGAGGUGCACAAGUCCCCCGGCUCGGACACCUACGUCAUCUUUGGCGAGGCCAAGAUUGAGGACCUGUCCCAGAGCCGCCUCUCCCAGGCCGCCCAGAAGAUGGCUCCUGAGGCCGCUGCCGAUGAUGUCGAGCCCGCCGUGGCCGAUGCCCAGCCCGCUGCUGCUGCUGCCGAUGAGUCGGCUGCCGCUGACAACGAGGAGGUCGAUGAGACUGGCGUUGCUGCCAAGGACAUUGAGCUCGUUAUGGCCCAGGCCAGCUGCUCCCGCGCCAAGGCCGUCCAGGCCCUCAAGAAGAGCGGUAACGACAUUGUCAACGCCAUCAUGGAGCUGACCAUGUAAGGGAGGGCUAUGCUGCCACUCCGUUCCUCUCCUUGACCAUGCUCUUGGAUACCCUGUCUCGUGCAUCGUCCUGACUUGUGAAUCAAGUCGGGUUGUCAACUAUGGAUAUGCGCCGCUCAAAGGGCCGCGCACGGACCAUUGAACAAGAUAAGGAAAAGGGGGAGGGGCGCUCGCCCCGGCCCCGAACAGAAUUGAAAAACCAAAGCCUC
Monosiga brevicollis MX1 is the source of this 842-nucleotide messenger RNA. RefSeq lists its product as uncharacterized. The record is from RefSeq and is a predicted model, not a curated record. Bases 28 to 633 code for a protein of 201 amino acids. The transcript has 3 exons. Gene Ontology annotation, cellular component: cytoplasm; nascent polypeptide-associated complex. Gene Ontology annotation, biological process: protein targeting to membrane. Lineage: Eukaryota; Choanoflagellata; Craspedida; Salpingoecidae.